GCACUGAGUGCAGAGCUCAGAGAGGGGGAAGCAGUUUGUGGAGUUAUCUCUCAUACAGUCUUUAAACAAGUGAUAGUUUAGUCUAUUGGUUGGAUCCACCCUUGGCUCAGUCUCAUCUCCCAUCAGCAUGGCAUCUGUCCCUUCGGCUGGCUGCCUGCUUGCUGCCCGGAAUCAAUACCACAGAAACCGGCGCAAUUCCACAUCAAGUGUGUCUUCAAAUGGUUCCUGCUGCAUGGAGAAUGCCCCGGAACAUGAAAAGCCCCAGCAAGGUUUUCUUCUUACAGUGGAGAAGUGCUGGUGGUUAAAGAACUUUCUUAAUUGUGAGCUUCUUCAUCACCCUGCAAAUACUGAGCUAUCUGCUGGGAGUGCUCAUCGUUGAUCAAAGUUGUGUUUGGACAAUAUUUCCAGGAAACUGAGUUGUAAGCCACUGGUGCUGAGCCAGAGUAGGUCACAAUUUCCAUCCAUGGACUGGGAAUAACUCUAGGAAUUGGUUGAAGUUUACAAUGUUGGAACCAUGAUCUUCUGUAAAUGAAUCUACUUCACCUCUGACCAGCAAGUGAUGUUUCCAAUCAGCAUUAUGGAGUCCUGUAGCUCAAUGGUUAGAACACUCACCUCGCAAGCAAGA
Molecule: messenger RNA, 625 nt
Organism: Callorhinchus milii (elephant shark)
Lineage: Eukaryota; Metazoa; Chordata; Chondrichthyes; Chimaeriformes; Callorhinchidae
Gene: ppdpfl
Product: pancreatic progenitor cell differentiation and proliferation factor like
Exons: 5
Coding region: 128-379 (83 amino acids)
Biological process (GO): multicellular organism development; cell differentiation
Source: RefSeq, a predicted model, not a curated record